Rhodamnia argentea is the source of this 3179-nucleotide messenger RNA. Its product is annotated as phospholipase D delta-like. Gene Ontology annotation, biological process: phospholipid catabolic process; phosphatidylcholine metabolic process. The transcript is spliced from 10 exons. Gene Ontology annotation, cellular component: plasma membrane. The record is from RefSeq and is a predicted model, not a curated record. Bases 173 to 2746 code for a protein of 857 amino acids. NCBI's taxonomy places the organism in Eukaryota, Viridiplantae, Streptophyta, Magnoliopsida, Myrtales, Myrtaceae. Gene Ontology annotation, molecular function: calcium ion binding; D-type glycerophospholipase activity.
CGUCACCAUCUUCCUCCAUUUGCGCCAACUUCUGAGAAACCAACGCAUGUAACCGUUAAAUUCGUUCUCUCAUUCUCUCGGUCUCUUCACAUUUUCCUCCUCCCAAUCUCUCUCUUCGACUGAAUCAGCUCUUCCGCGGGAGCUCUCCCUCCCUCCCUCCCCGCGUCUUCCGAUGGCGGAAGACAACAAAUCCGGCGCCGUCCUCCUCCUCCACGGCGACCUCGAGCUCCAGAUUCUGGAGGCUCGGAGCCUGCCCAACAUGGACAUGGUCUCGGAGCGCCUCCGCCGCAUCUUCACCGCCUGCCGCCAGCCCUUCGCCUGCGGCGGCGGCGGCCAGGCCCACCACCCCCACCACCGCGGGAAGAUCAUCACCAGCGACCCUUACGUCACCGUCUGCCUCGCCGGCGCCACCGUGGCCCGCACGCGCGUCAUCUCCAACUCCCAGGAUCCGGCCUGGAAGGAGCGGUUCAGGGUGCCGGUCGCGCAUCCGGUGGCCAGCAUCGACUUCCACGUCAAGGACAACGACAUCUUCGGCGCGGACCUGAUCGGGACCGCCACGGUCCCCUCUCGGAGGGUCAUUUCCGGCGAGACCGUUGAGGAUUGGUUCACGAUAAUCGGCGGUAACGGUAAACAACCUAACCCCGAUUGCGCUCUUCGAGUCCAGAUUAAAUUCACUCCGUGCGACGAAAAUGCUCUGUAUAAGGUCGGCAUUGGCGCCGAUCCUAAUAAUUUCGGCAUCCGGAAUUGUUAUUUUCCGAUGCGGAGAGGCUGCAAUGUGACGCUGUAUCAGGACGCGCACGUGCCGGACUCAAUGCUCCCGGAGAUUAAAUUGGAGAAAGGGAAUACGUAUAAUCAUGAGAAGUGCUGGGAGGAUAUAUGCCAUUCGAUUCUGGAAGCUCAUCAUUUGGUGUAUAUUGUUGGUUGGUCGGUUUUUCAUAAGGUGAAGCUCGUUAGAGAGCCGACCAAACCUUUGCCUAACGGUGGGAAUUUGAACUUGGGGGAGUUAUUGAAGUAUAAGUCUCAGGAAGGGGUGCGAGUUUUGCUACUGGUUUGGGAUGAUAAGACAUCCCAUAGCAAGUUCUUUCUUGAGACGGCUGGGGUAAUGCAAACUCAUGAUGAAGAAACCCGUAAAUUUUUCAAGCACUCUUCUGUUACAUGUGUGCUGUCCCCUCGCUAUGCCAGCAGUAAGCUUAGCAUUUUCAAGCAACAGGUUGUCGGAACCUUAUUCACUCAUCACCAAAAAUGCGUAAUUGUGGAUACACAAGCUUAUGGAAACAACAGAAAAAUUACUGCUUUUCUUGGUGGCUUAGACCUUUGUGACGGGCGCUAUGAUACACCCGGACAUCGACUAUUUCGGGACCUUGACACAGUCUUUCAAAAUGAUUACCACAAUCCAACUUUUCCAGCUGGUACUAAGGGUCCAAGACAACCAUGGCAUGAUUUGCAUUGCAAGAUUGAAGGCCCUGCUGCUUAUGAUGUGCUAAAGAACUUUGAGCAGCGCUGGAGAAGGGCAACAAAAUGGUCGGAGUUUGGCCAAAAGUUUAAAAGGAUAUCGCGUUGGCAUGAUGAUGCAUUGUUAAAGAUAGAGCGCAUCUCAUGGAUAUUAAGCCCUUCGGCAGCAAUUCCAGAUGACGAUCCGACUCUUUGGGUUUCCAGGGAGAAUGAUCGUGAGAGGUGGCAUGUGCAGAUAUUUAGGUCUAUAGAUUCUGGCUCACUGAAAGGUUUUCCAAAAGAUGUAUAUGAGGCUGAGUCUCAGAACCUCAUCUGUGCAAAAGAUUUGGUGAUAGACAAGAGCAUUCAGACUGCCUACAUCCAGGCAAUCAGAUCAGCUCAACACUUCAUCUAUAUUGAAAACCAAUAUUUUCUUGGAGCAUCAUAUGCAUGGCCAUCUUACAGAAAUGCAGGUGCUGAUAAUUUGAUCCCCAUGGAACUGGCCCUUAAGAUUGCCAGCAAAAUUAGAGCAAAUGAGAGAUUUGCAGUUUAUGUAGUAAUCCCAAUGUGGCCAGAAGGGGUUCCUUCCUCUGCCGCGGUGCAAGAAAUUCUCUAUUGGCAGAGACAAACGAUGCAGUUGAUGUAUGAAAUUAUAGCAAAGGAGUUGAACUCCAUGGGUCUUGAGAAUUCACAUCCUUGUGACUACCUGAACUUUUAUUGUCUUGGUAACCGUGAGGAGCUUCCCAAAGAAUUGUCAGAGCCUGCUCAUCAACCGCCCAGUGAUGGUGUUAAGGUUUCAGCAUCACAGAAGUUUCAAAGGUUCAUGAUCUAUGUACAUGCCAAAGGAAUGAUUGUGGAUGAUGAGUAUGUGGUGCUUGGAUCAGCAAAUAUCAAUCAACGAUCAAUGGCUGGUUCUAGGGAUACUGAGAUUGCCAUGGGUGCAUAUCAGCCCCAUUACACUUGGGGCGAGAAAAAGCAACAUCCCUUUGGGAAAAAAGAGAAGAAACAUCCACGUGGCCAGAUAUAUGGGUACCGAAUGUCCCUAUGGAACGAGCACCUGGACGUGCUAGAUGAUUGCUUUAAGGAGCCAGAAGACUUGUCUUGUGUCAGGAGAGUGAACAAUAUUGCUGAAGAAAACUGGAAGAAAUUCACUGUCGAAAAAUUCACGCCGUUGCAAGGGCAUCUUCUGAAAUACCCUAUAGAGGUGGAUACAAAAGGUAAAGUUAGCGCCUUGCCUGGGCAAGAGUGUUUCCCAGAUGUCGGUGGCAAGGUGCUCGGCUCUCGCACUAACCUUCCCGAUGCUUUAACGACAUAGUUUCUCCUGGCAUGUACAUUAUGUUCUGUUGUACUACUUUCACGCUUCACCAUCUUAAUGCGGAAGAUAACCACGAGAUGAUUCAGUUUUGGAGCGGAUGGGAUAAAAGGUGUGUCGGUAGAUGGGAGAGGAGGGGUCAUACAUUUCUUUUUCCUGCAAGUAUUUCUUCUUUCAAAGUUAUUGGAGCUUCUGAAAGAAAAUUUUUUCAGUGCUUUAACUUAAUGAGUGUGAAGAGGGGGGAGUUCUAUCGUGUGACGAGCUGAUCACAGCUGUUGUAUUUGAAUUGUUGUCGUUGUUGUAACUGAAGAGGGGGAGGAGACUGUUUUCUGUUGUAUCACGUAUCAUUUCUCUGUAACAAUCAAAUUGUAUCUUGAAGAACAUGGGAGGAUAAGUUAUCAAUGAUAAUUCCGGUUUUCAAUCGGAUUUUCGGUGU